Messenger RNA from Gopherus evgoodei (Goodes thornscrub tortoise), 13557 nucleotides. It is a transcript of the gene BOD1L1, whose product is annotated as biorientation of chromosomes in cell division 1 like 1. The transcript has 28 exons. The record is from RefSeq and is a predicted model, not a curated record. Lineage: Eukaryota; Metazoa; Chordata; Testudines; Testudinidae. The coding region runs from base 2968 to 12417 and encodes 3149 amino acids.
AAUGAGUCUGCUCUACAGCCUCAGCUAACAGCCAGUUGGCUUUUUGCUCAUGUGGUAGCGGCUCAUGCACUAAACUACAGAGCCUCAGCUUCAAUCCCACCCAGCAAUGACCAGGGGCUGUUGGUAUUGCACUGUAACUUAUGCACCUUAACUUCACACCUUUACUGCUACACCAUCUAGAUAAUCACUCAGUAAGGGAAGAGAAUAGGGGGAGGAUAUCUUAAUUCCUUUAGUAUAAAAUGCUUUUAACUGAUUUUCCAUGACAUCUGCAUAAAUGGGGGUCUACAGAUAUUCAGGCUAUGUCUACACUAGCACUUACUGCGGAUUAACUUAUGUUGCUCAGGGGUAUGAAAAGGCCACCCUCCCUGAGCAACACAAGUUACAUCAAGCUAAGGGCUGGUGUUGACAGUGCUAUGCUGGUGGGAGAGCUUGUCCUGCUGACAUAUAGUUACUUCUGCUCAUGGGGCUGACCUAGUUAAACUGAUGGGGAGCUUUCUCCUGUCAGCACAGAGCUGUUACAUUAGAGAGCUUACAGCAGUGCAGCUGCAUUGCUGCAGUUUCCCCACGGUAAAUUGUCUAGCGUAACCGUAGCCUCAGACACAAAUCUCUCUGCUGGCAAAGGAGCAGCCACACAAUCAGCAUCAGAGUUGUCAAGCAAUGAAUAAUAAUAGUUCGUUUAACAUCUCAGUCAUCAAUAUAGCCUGUGUCCUCAGUGCUAAGAAAAUGUGGGGUUUUACCAUGGGAUAACUAACGUGCAUUAGCUAUCCCACUGUAAAAACAUAGUAGAGAUAGGACACGUUAGUUUCAACAAAAGGCAAAUUAGGUGAGGUCAGCUCCAUGCCCCCCAAUGCAAAGGAGGAACAGGAUAAUUCAUUGUAAAAAAAUAAUCCUUGUAAACUUGUCAAAAUGAAGAACAUCACUAAAAUAUAUAAUAUAAAAAUAUGAAGCAUACAUAAAAGGCUAUGAAAUUAAAAUAUGCAUAAACAAUUCAGUAGAAAUGUUAAGAUUUAUGUAUGUAACCAAUAAAGCAAUAAAAGAGUGAAGUGUGCACUUCAGUGUUUGCAGGAUGGCAAAUUACUUGCAGAAAUAAGGGUUUUUAAUAAGUUUUCAUUUACAAAGGCACAGAGAAAAAAAAUCACAUCUUACUGGAAGUCCAAAACAGCUCUGAAUGUUACAGGAACGUACAACUGGUUUAGGUAUAUGGAUUCUUUGGGAGAGGUAAUGGAAAAAGUAUGAAGCUAGUGCCACCUAAAGGCUCAGAAACAAAAAGGCAAAUUAAAAGAACCUAAAAUGUAUUUUAAUUUUGUGACUUUGGGGUGCAUAACUCAUGAUUUUUGAAUACUUGUGGUUGUAUACUUAUAUUUAGAAAAAAUUACAAUAGAAAUUUAUGUUUGAGAAGGAUUUCACAGAAGAUAGUAUAGUGCCCUCUGGGCCAGAUUUUGAAAGGUAUUUAGGUGACUAGUGGGACUUUCAAAAGCAUUGAGACUCUUUCAGCCUUUAAAAACCUGGCCUGUAGAGACUGUUUGCAAAUCAUAUUCUACACACCAGUGGUAACAUGUGACAAAGGAGGAAAGUCCUGGAUAAAAAGGUAAAAUAAAGGUGACAAAAGCAAUUUUGACUGGUGGAUUAAAGGAAACUGAAGUUUGACAUCAACAGUGGAAAUCAGUCAGCCUUGAUGUGAUAUGAUCCUAAAGAAUACACAGAUGUAUUAAAAAAACAGAAUUAAAAACUAAUGUCACAAUAUAAACAGGAAGUGCUACAACAGAAACACUGAGAUGUGAUUGCUGAACCUACUAGCAACUAUGAACAUUUUAAAAUGAUUAUUGCUCCUAAAAUAUCAUCUAAACAGCACAAUGACAUUCCUCUGCCAUGGGUUAAGGAAGGUGAAUGAACUGCUCAGAGUAAUAAAAAUAACAGUUUAAAAGUAAAGAAUUUAAAGGAGCGAAACUUGACAUCCAGGCGAGCACAAGAAAAAGGACAGGCCAAUUCAGGCAGUGAGAAACGCAGUCCGGACACACCUGUGAAGCGCGAUGAGGCUUUACACUGACAUGGAAACUGACACGGGGUGCGUUUAAACAGUGCCCAUGCUGAUUUCCAGAGGGAUGGCGGGUAGGACGCGUCUCCCUUACCCGCUCCGCACAGGGUAUCAGACAGGGCAGAGUUGCCUGAUCUAGGCACUGGGAUGCGCUGAGCUCUGCAGAACGGGGCCCUGGCCAUGCUGCCCUGCAAUGGGGGGAAGCCCCUCUGCCCGGCCUGCACCCCGUUCUCAUCCCCAGCUCGAACCUCCCAUCCCUGAUCGCGCCCCUCAGCCCUUCCCCCGCCUCCAGGUGUCUGGCCAGCCAGUGCCACCGCUUCGGGCCCCUCCCCCCGGAGACCUGCCGCGCUAGCUUCCGGAGAGCAGCAAUUCUCAAGUCAGGGCAGCGUGAAGGCAGCGGCUUCAGCAGCCGUUACUGAGCAUGCUCACUUCAUUGGCGCAUGCUCAGAACCAGUUGUCCGGCCCCCUCCUAUUUCUCUCCGGUGCUCGCUGCCAGGACACCCCGGCAACCAGCAUCCUAGCUGGCAGGGGCGGGGCGCGGCGGGGAUUGGAAGCGCCGCUAGCUCAAGCGGCUGGUAAAGGCGGCGCUGCUGCGGACAGCGAUGGGGCUGUGGCGGGGGAAGCCAGAGCCGCAGAGCUCGGCUCGGAUGUUCCCGCCGUGGGACCAGGGGCAACGGCCGCUCCUCCCCAUCGUCUCUUAAAGGGCUAGUAGCAGCGCCCCUUUCACUGUGCGAAUCAGCCCCUUCCCGCAGCCCUGGCGCCGCUCCCCGUCGCUGCUCUUUCUUGCUCGUUGUCUCUCGCUUCCUCCCUCCGUUCCCUUUCACUUCCGGGGUCAGAGUUGCCGCGGCUGCUACUCGGUAACCAGUUUCUGCCUGGAGCCCGGGCAACGGAGCCGGCAGCAGCCCGCGCUCUCUGAAGGCCCCGGUCUCCCCAUGGCCAGUAACCCGCAGCCCCAGCCCCCUCCUCCGCCGCCCCCUCCUCCUCCCCCACAACAGCAGCCGCCGCUGCCCGGGGCCUCCGGAGGGGGCGGCGCGGUGGAGCCCGAGCUGGUGUCCGUGAUUGUUAAUCACCUGAAGAGCCAGGGGCUGUUCGACCAGUUCCGCCGAGACUGCCUGGCCGACGUGGACACCAAGCCUGCCUAUCAAAAUCUGAGACAACGUGUUGACAACUUUGUUUCCAACCACCUGGCAACUCACACUUGGAGUCCUCAUCUCAACAAGAAUCAGCUGAGAAAUAAUAUUAGGCAGCAGGUUCUCAAGUCUGGAAUGUUGGAGUCUGGAAUUGACAGAAUUAUUUCUCAGGUUGUGGAUCCAAAGAUCAACCACACAUUCAGACCUCAGGUGGAAAAAGCUGUUCAUGAGUUUUUAGCCACAUUAAAUCACAAAGAGGAAGCAAGCCCCAGUACAGCCCCUAGUGAGGAAAAAGCAGAUGCUUCCAUCACAGUACAAGGCAUUUCUACUACUGCUCCUAGUGCUAAUGUAGCUAGUGAUGCCAUGUCCAUUUUGGAAACAAUAACUUCUCUUAACCAGGAAGCAAGUGCUGCCAGGGCUUCAACGGAGAAUACAAAUUCCAAGAACAGUGACAGAACUUCAAAAAGAUUCUCAUCUCAACAGAGUGUUGAUGGUAGCACAGAGAGAGAGCGAAACUCAGAAGACUUGCCAGACCAAGAGAAACCCAUUUGUGAUUCUUCAGAAGGAAGUGAAGCAGUUGCAAAGUGUGAAGAUUUAAAUGAACUCCCCUGUCCAAGUGAAGAAAUCAAAAAUUCAACAAAAGAUAUUAACAAUUUAAUUCAUCCAAGCAAAGAAAUUCUACAGGAAAGUGAUGACCAGAAAAGUAAAUUAACAGAUAAAGGUGACAGGAAACCAGAGAGCACUGAGAAAGGGGAAAGAAAAAAAGAGAAAAAAGAAAAGAAUGACAAGAAGUUUGACCAUUCAAAGAAGAAUGAUGAUGCCCUAAAAGCAAAAGAAGAGAAGCUAGUGAAAGAGAGAGAGGCAGAAUCAGUAAAACAGUUGGCUCCUGAAAAAAGCAGCAGUAAACACAAGAUAACAGAAGGUGUAAAAGAAGAACAUAUUUUGGAGGAUUCAGACGUGGAUUUACUCAGUGAUAUCACUGUUAGCUCUGUCCAUACCAGUGACCUCUCUUCCUUUGAAGAAGAAAGUGAAGAGGAAGCUGUGGUUUCCGAUAGCACUGAGGAAGGAGAGAUCACAUCAGAUGAUGAAGAAGAGAAGAACAAUCAGAGUAAAAUAAAGCCUCAGACUAAUGAGGUUUGCGAUGGAAAAGCCAAACCUGUCCGUCAUGCAUAUGUUCACAAACCUUUUCUGUACUCCAAGUACUACAGUGAUUCCGAUGAUGAACGGACUGUAGAGCAACACCGUCAGUCUAUUGCCAGAGAAAAAGAAGAGAGACUCUUAAGGAGGCAGAUUAAUAGAGAGAGACUUGAAGAGAAGCGUAAACAGAAGGCUGCAGAGAAAACAAAGUCUCUGAAAAGUGGGAGUCAGGGUGCUGAAGGUAAAAGUGGCCUGAACUUGGAAGAGUCUUCGACAAAAGAUUUUGAAAUGAAACUUACUGGUACCAGCAUUAAGGAUGUUCUUAAAGAACAGAAGUUUUUAGAAAAAAAAGUAGCCCUGAGCAGGAAAAGAAAAAGAGAUUCAAGGUACCUAUGUUUUCCCUUCUCCUAUACCUGGGGACUUCACCCAUUCUACAUGAAUUCUCAAAGGCAUGUUGAAGAUAGUUGGGAAAAGAAAUAUGAGCAUCCUGAAGAAGAUUCCAAAGAAACACAAAAGACAAAUGAGACCUGUGAAAAAAUCUCUUCAAAGGAGGUGAAGCAUAAUCAUGGAAAAAGCGAAGUGACUAAGCCUGUUAGAAGAGUUUCAGAGUCAAUACAUUCAACUGAGGAAAGCAAAAAUGAUCCUAAAGUGGAAAGAGAACUUAAAAGAAAAACAUCUACCUCUCUUCAGAUAGAAGGAACGCAGCAGGACACAGAAACAAGGGAUCCCAAAAAGCAGCUGGAGAGAGCUGACAUUAUUAGCACUGAUGAACUGCAGAAGCAGAAAUAUGCCUUUAAAAAUGAAAAACAUCUGAAAAAAGAUGAUACAGAAAUUCAAAAUUUAAGAAUUGUUGCCAAGAAAGAACUCAAAUCAGUUAGAGAUAAAAAUGAAAAAGAGAGAACUCUUUCAGAAGAUAAAUUGUUAGUAAAACAUAAAUGUAAAGGAGACAGUGUAUAUAAAAUAAGCGAUGAUAUUGACCUCCAUUCUUUUGAAAGAAGCUUGAAAGGCGAGGAUAGUGUUCAAAAACAUAAUCAACAAACAAAGGUUCCAUCAGAUGAUAAAUCUGAAAGAAAAAGUAAACACAGAAGUGAAAGGAAAAUAUCAACAACUAGCAAAGAUGGAAAAAAUGUUUCUGAAUACACUUUAAAAAAUGAAGAAAUGGUGCGUAAAGAAAAUAACAAAAAAGACAGACACAUUUCAACAGAGAAGUCAAGAGCGGAAUACAAGACCAAAAGGUCAUCAAGUGAUUCUAGGCCCCAGAAGGAUUCUCAGGGUAAUUCUAAGCAACUUGUUUCUUCAUCACAGAGAAGGAGUGAAAGCUAUUCAGAAGAUAAACAUGAAAUAGAAUCAACUAAUUCAGAUAGUAAUUUAAGGCAAGAAGAUAGUAUUCACAGAGACAGACGAAGAUCGAAGAGCUUCUUAGAAGACAAGUUUUUGUUAAAGUCUAAAUCUAAGAGUCACAGUAAACAAUCCAAACCAAUUGAAACAGAAUUACAAGAAAGUUUUACAAAACACGAGACUGUUCAAAAACCAGACAAAGAUAAGAACAUGGAAGAGAAUGACACAGAUAAACAACGCAAAUCCAAGAAUGAAGAUAAAGUUUUUGAAGAAAGCAUUGUUGAUUUUGAGCUAGAAAGUGGGAUGCGCUCAAUUUAUAGUUCACAAAAAGACAUUAGUCACAGAGUUAAAUUACAAGCAGGCGAAAAGGUAACUGUAAAAGAGAAGAAUAAGAGUGAUAAAGAUUUAAGUUAUUCCAAACUGGAAAGAAAGCUGUCAGUAGAAGGUCACAAAAGCAGAAACUUAAAGCAUAGCAAUAAGGAAAUGAAGAAGAAGGAAGAGAGUAACAAAUUGGAGGACAAAGAUAUUACAGAAAUGGACGGUAGCCACGAAAAGGUGCAAGGGAUUAUAAUUAUGGAUAAAAAGUCAAGUAAAAAAUUAUCUUGUGAAAAUAAAAAAGGAAGCUUGUCAGCCCAUGAAAUGGCAAUGGAAGAGGAAAAAUUAGCAACUGAUAUAUUUGUAACCAGUCAUAUUCCAGCCACUCAAAGACCAUUCGGGACUAGUGAUGACUUGUUACAUUCUGAACAAGGAGAAGAGCCAAUGGAAGUUGAUUCAGAACAGACAUAUGCAAAGAUACAUGAAGCAUCUAAAAUUGAAGAAAAAAGUAGUAGUAAUUCACUACUAGACAUGGACUCUGAAAAUACUGCAAAAGAAAAUAUGAACCUACGUAAUUCAAAAAAUGAAUUAAGAAACAGGUUGGUGGAUUUUAAAGCAUAUGUAUCAGAGUUUCCAGCUAACAGAAAUUCUGAACAAACCAUUGAACAUGAAAGAAAUCCUAUUGAAGGAGUUCAUGCACUAGAUACUAUGUCCAAACAAGCUUCUGAGGAUCAAGGACCCAUUAAACUGGGGGCAUAUCAAAUGAACAUUGUGUGUGAAACAAGUGGCAGAAUUUUACUUAAUGCUCCUAUUAAGGAGCAGACUUCAGAAGAUGUCAGAAAACCAAAACAUUUAAACAAAGUUAAUCCUGUUGAAGAAAGUCUUUCUUUAGCAAUUAAUUCAUCCAGACAAGAUGCAUUCCAUAAAAAGUCCAUGAAUAUAUGUAUCUCAGACUUCACAGACUCUUUGCCUAAUGUAGCUAAAGAGGAAUCUCAUACUUCAGAUAAGAUUUCUUUGAAGAAAGACUCCUUUAUUUUAGACAAUAAUGCAACACAAACUGCAUAUGUGGAACAGGGUAGCCCUGUGCUAGGUUGUGUUAUGAAAGAAGCUGAGGUCACCAUGAUAAACACUGAAAAAAAAGAUGGUGAGACUCGUCUAAUUGGUGAACAAACAUUAGGAGAAAACAUGGGUGAUGUAAGUAUACAAGAAGGUUAUGAUCAAGUGACUACGUUAGAUAGUGUGCAAGGAAGAAGUGCGUAUAAUGUAACUGGUGGAAUAGAAGGCAAAAGCUCGAUGACUGUCCAAGCUGCAGAUCAUGGAGGUGUAAGCAUGAAAAAAUCUGUCUUAAUGAACCUGGAGAAAAAAGGAAGUUAUGAUAACUUAAAUAUAGGCACUGCUGCAAAGGAAGAAAAGGGUACCAUGGUAGACGUGGUCAAAAAGAGUGAAGGACAUGAUAUGGGUAACAUGGUAGAAUCAUCUUUGUUGCUAGUGCCAAUGAAUGUUAUGAGAGUUCCAGAAGAAAUAAUUAAAGACUCUUUUAUAGUUAGUGGAGCAGAAGAAGGUGAUGGCAUAAUAACUGACACUGAAGAUAAAAGUGAAAGCAAUGUAGUGGGCACCAGUGCAGGAAGUGUUGAUCACAUAUACAACAGGCUAGAAACAACUGAAGCCACUGCAACAGGAACUAGCACAGAGAAAAUGAUUGAGAGCAGUGUAAUGGCCACUAGUACAGGAGAAGGAAAAGGUGAGGGUGCUACAAUACACUCUGAAAAGGAAAGCAACGCCACAACUACUUGCUCAGAAGAAGAAAGUGAGGUUACUUUAAUCUGCACAAGCAUAGAAGCCGAUGAAGGUUUCACGACAAGUAUAUGGGCGAAAAGUAACGAAAGUGUCAAUUUCAGCACAGAAGCAGAUGGUGAGUGUACUGUUGCAGCAGCUGAAGAAGGUGGCGGUGUUGUCACUGGAGGAUUUGCAGAAACGGAAAGUUUCCUGACUAGUACAAAGGAAGGAGAAAGUGGUGAGUGCACCAUGAUUUAUACAGAAGAAAAUGGUAAAGUUUCAGUCAAUGCAGGCAGAAUAGAAAUUGAAGAUAAUGUGAACAGUGCUGGGACUGAAGAAAAAGAUGAUGCUGUAACUAGUGCAGGCUCGGAAGAGAAGUGCAAGACUUCAACUUGUAGACAUACAGGCAAAUUUGAAGGUUCUGUUACCUGUAUAAGUGAAAUUGAAAGUGAUGGUGCUGUAACCAGUGCAGGCACAGAAGCAGGUGAAGGAUCCAUGAGCAGCAACAAUUCAGAUGAAUGCCAGAGCAAUGUAACUGGUGCUGACCAGUUAAAAGAAAGUGAGGGUGCUGUGACUUGUACAGGUGCAGAAGAAAGAGGUCAUGGUUUCAUAAUUGGCUCAGUGCAUGCACAAGAAGACAGUGCUGUAACUGGCGCAUGUGUUGAAAUGGUCUUGAACAACAGUAUCAUGAGUGGAACAAGUGCUGACAAAGGUGAAGAUACUGUAAAUGGUGAAAGUGCAGUGACCAGCACAGGCAUAAUAGGAGAAGAUGAUGCUGAGACUGCAGCAAUCUGCACAGGACUAGAAGAUAGCAAUGAAAGUUUUGCAGUUGGCUUAGACAUAGAAAAAUGUGGAAGUGCAAUGGACAGUACAGAAGCAAAAGAAGAAGCUACGUUCACUAUGAUCAGCAUAGGGCCUUGUGACGAUGAAGGCUUUGUGACUAGCACAGGUGCCAAAGAAGAGGAUGAAGAAGGUGAGGAUAUUGUGACCAGUACAGGAAGAGGAAAUGAAGAACUAGAACAUGCUUCAACCUGUGCAGGAAUAGAAGGUGAAAGUGCACUCAUUUGUAUAGCGUCACAAGAAGGUGAAAGUUCCAUUUUCUGCAUAGUUGCAGAACAAGUAGAAGCUGAGUCUGGUAUGGCUGCCAUAAAUAUAAAUAAAGAUGGGGUUGACAGCAAUACUGGUGCAAAGAAAGAAGCUAAUGGUGGCAUAAUCUGCAAAAGUGCAAAGGGGAUAGUUGAGAGCAGCAUGGCAAGUGUAAGCAUAGGAGAUGAAGACAUUCUGACCCCAAAUACAGAAAAAUAUGAGGAUGCCAUGAUGUCUAUAGAUGUUGAAGCGUAUGAGGGUCCAAUGACUAGUGUAGUGACAGAGAGAGAUAAGGGAAAGGGAAAGGCAGAGAAAGAGUCUGCUGCUGCAGCUCAAGAAAAGAAUGACAAUAGUGCCGAUGGAAGUCAUGGCAGGAAAUGUGAGGGUCCAAUAAUCAGUGCAGUCACAAAGAAAGAUGAGAGUCCUCCUGCUUCUACUGAUGAAGAAAAAGCUAAAGGUGACGUGAUCUCUACCAGUACCAUAGAAGAAGGCGUUGCUCCCAUGCCACGUUCAGCCACAGAAAUUGAAAGUUCCCUCACUGUUGCAAGAACAGAUGAAAAUGAAAGUACUGUGGUCUUAAUAGACAACGAAGAAUUUGAGGCUCCCAUGCCUAGUACAGCCACAGAAUUCAAAGAGAAUACAUACACUGCCAGCAGUAAACAAGCAAAAGAUGAGUGUACAACAAUUUCCACCAGUAUCGUGGAAGAAUUUGAGGCUCCCAUGUCCAGUGCAGCUAUGGAAUAUAAUAGCCAGGUCACUGCUGCAAGAAAAGAAGUGAAUGAGAGUACUAUGUUUUGUAUAGACAUGGAGAUAUAUGAGGUUGCCCUGCCCAGUGCAUUCAGUGCUAGAGAUGAUGGAGAUCAUCCAACUGCAAGAGGCAAAGAAGAAAAAGAUGAGUGUGCUAUGAUUUCCACAAGUAUAAUGGAAGAACAAGUGAUCCUCGUGUCCAGUGAAGCCACAGAGAAUAGGAUUCAGCAUGUUGCUGCAGGCACAGAAGAAAAAAAUGACACUGCCAUGAUCUCCACAAGUAUGGACUAUUUUGAGGCUCCUAUGCCCAGUGCAGCCACACAAGAUGAGGAUCAGCUCACUGCUUCAGGAACAGAAGGAAGACUGGAGGCUGCCAUGAUCACCAGAAGUGAGACAGAAGAAUGUGAGAUAGUCCUUAUCAGUGCAGCCACACAAGCUGAAAGUCAACUAAUUGCAGCAGAAAUAGAAGAAAAAGAUGAGAGUUCCGUGAUCACCCCAAAUGCAGCAGAAGAAUGUGAGGUUGUUGAGACCAGUGCAGUGAGAGAUGAGCAGCGUGAAAUAACUGCUCUAAACACAGAAGGAAAAAGUGGUGGUUCUAUGAUUAUUGUUAGAAAGGUAGUAGAAUGUGGGGCUCCAAUGCUGAGAGUUGCCAGCAGCAGUGAAGAUCAACACAUUGCUUCAAGUAUAGAAGAUAAAGAGGAAGGUGCUGUGAUCACUCUCAGUACAAUGGAAGAAUGUAACAGUCUUUUCACCUUCUCAGUCAUAGAGGGAAGUCAGCUUGUUGGUGCAAACACUGAAGUAAAAGAUGAAAAUGUCAUCUUUAAUAGUACCGAAGAAAUUGAAUGCGUCCUGUCAUCUACAGGCCCAGAAAAAAGUGAUAGUUCUUUGCCUGUGGGUGAUAGAGAAGGAGAUGAAUGCAUAUAUAGGGGAGAAAAGGAGAUUCAUGAGGAUGCUAUGAUGGGAGAAUCAGUAGUAGCUAAGAUCACAUCAGACUCUGAAGUUGCAGAAACCCCUGAGACUACAGUGAACCUCAUAAGUGUAGAUGAAACCCUCUGUAUGGAAAUUAGUACAGAAUCUACAGUCAUUGUUAGCCCUUCUACAGAGAUGGGUGCAAGUGGUGAAAAAGCUGAAGAGUAUAUUCCAUAUGUGGAAGUUACAUCAGAACCUUGUAUUCCUUCAGAAGAAGCAAAGAGGAAUGAUCAUUUUAAAAACAUAGAUGAUAAUGUUAACAGUAGCUUAUUAUUAGAAAGUGACUUUUCUGAAGCAAGGACUUUACCUCCUACGGCACAAACUCUUCCGCUACUUUCUGAACAUGAAAGCAAAUUAACUGUAAAUACCAAUCAGGGUGAAAUAACUGUAGAAGCAAAACUGGGAGAAAAGAGUGACUUCCCUCAUCAUAUGGAUAAACAAUUUGAGAAUGAUGGCAAAAGAAACACUGUGGAAGUAGAUGAUAACCUUGGAAUCAAAGUUUCUAUUCAACAAAAUACAAGCUUCAAUUCAGGCAAGAAAGAAACUUUACCAGUCUUGGUUGAAGAACUGGAACUGAAAAUGAACUUGAAAACUGAAGAGCCACAAAAGUCUAGAAGUCCAACAAGGGAAGAGCUGCAUGAGGAGCCUCAUAUUGAAGAGUGUCUAAAAGAUUUGCCACUGAAGAAUGCUUCUUUCAAGAAAGACCCUAUAGAUGUGGAAAACUCUGACACACAAAGGGUUGAGGAGUAUAGCUGCAAAGAAAGGAAAUCUAAAUCUUCAGUAACUGCAGGUAAAGAAACAGCACAGGAAACUUCAAAUACCAUAGACAUGACAGAAGCAGCAAAUAUCCAGAUUGAAGUAAAAAAUGAAGAGAUAGAAAUACCUGAUCAGGAAAAAGUAAGCAGCAUACCAGGAAUGGGAAAAAACCAAUCGCCUACUCGAGAAGGUGAAUCAGAUGAUUAUCCGAUUACUCAGGAUUUGAGAAAAGGAAACAAACAGAGUCAGUGCUCCAAAAUAAAAGAGAUCAAGGAUGUGACCUCUGGAGAUGUAGCUGAGGUAUCCAAAGAAAUCAUUAGGAAACAUGCACCUCUUUCAAAUACUGUGGAAGAAAAAGAUGAGUUAACCAGCAAGCAGGAUACCUGUGAAAAAGCAAAGCAGAGCCUGGAGUGUAAUUUAAGUUCUGUAGAGGAAAAUCAACCUGUAAUAGUUAAGCGGAAAAGAGGAAGGCCUCGUAAAUACCCUCCUGAAGCAGUACAGAGUAGGGUGGAUUCAGAAGCUGACAUAAACACUGGGAAUGUUCAACAGUCUCCAAUUCUUGCUACUAGAGGAAAGUUUUCUCAAACAGCUAAAGAGACGUCUAAUAAGAAAGAAACAGCAAAUGAGGGUGAGGCGGGAAAAGCAGAGAUGACUGUGCGUCGAAGAGGAAGAAAGCCCAGAUGUUCUGUGAUUCCAUCAGAGGAAACUGAAAUACUGGAGCCGGAAAGAAAACAUCGGAAGUUGGCAUCUGCUGCUGAAGAGGAAACGAAAGAACAGGAGGAAGAUGAUGAUGAAGAUGAUGAUGAUGAUGAAGAUGAUGAUGAAACACACUCUGGAGCCACAACUAGAUCAGCCACGAGAUUAGAGGCUCAGAAAAAGCAGCCAAGCAAACCAACCACCCGUGCUGCUUCUAAAGGCAACAGCCCAAGUCCAGUUUCUCCUAAAAAACAGCAAAAUUCAGCAGCAAAAAAGAGGUCGCCUAGUGAGGCAAAAGUUAGCAAGUCUCCUCCAUUGGCGCAGUUAAAGAUGCAGACUAGCAAGCGUAAAAGGGAAGCCAGCCCACCAGCGGUACGGAGAAAAGGCCAGCUGAAAGUCGACGAAACACCAUUAAAGAAAACAAAGCGAUAAUUGUUACCAUCUGAUAAUAUUCAUGGAAAAGUUGGAAGAAGAGAGAGUGGUCUCUGCUUCUGUUUUGUUGUGUUAAAGCAAAGGUAUUUGCAUGUGCUUGUUUCUGAGCUCUAAGUUAAUAGAUGCAGAACUUAAGUUACAUUUUAAACAGUUUUAUAAACUAUGGUUUAUACAGAAUAUUAUACAGAUUAAAAAAUAAGUUUACUUUGUAUCUGAAAGAAAAACAAUUACAGAUUUUAACACUGACUCAGAAAGUUGGAAUUUCCCAAGGUGACAUGCUAAUACAGAUGCUUCCACUCCACCAGGCACUAAGGGCCUACUAAUAUUCUAUGUAUAUAAACUUGUAAAAAUAGGUUGUAUUUUACUGUGUAUGAAUCUAAUCAAUGAUGAAUGCUUUAUUUAUUGUAUGGAGAGGACUGGUCUGUAAACUUUAGUAUAUACCUUAGGUUUUAUUAAUGACAUUUUAAAUUCUAUGCAGCCAUCAGUAGGAAUCUUUUUUUUUUUUUUUUUUUUUUUUUGGGGGGUGGGGAAGCGGGGCUGUCUAAAAUCCAAAGUUCUCUGAAAUAUUCUCAGACAGCUGGUAAAAUAUUCUCUUGCAUGUAUUAAAGUAGAUUAGCAUAGUAAAGAGGACUCUCUUCCUUUUCUGUUUACAUUCAUAACUAUGUAUAAAAUAGGCAUCUUUCCAGAUUAACUUUUCAUCUCUGAAUUUUGUACCAACCUCAGUAGUAAAUAGUACUAGUUUAGCUUUAUUCAGACCAUUUCAGCCAAAACUAUUCUGAAGUAUGUUAUAUUUCACAACUUAACUGUUCUUUCAGUGUUUGUCUUUCAUUUAAGAGGGACCCAUAGAAGUGAUAUUUAACUUCAGAUAACUAUGGAGCUUCAGCAUUUUGUGUUACUUUUUAUACACAGGUAUUAAAAAAGUAGAACUUGGUAUUAUUGCCAGAAUCUUUUUUUAAUAUAUAUUAACUCUCGUAAGAGCAAAUGUUCAAGUUAAGUUUUACAUAGUUAAGCUUUUCUUAAGAUCAAAUUUGUCUCUUGCAAUGAUAUGAUGAGUUGCCAAAUAAUCCAAGAUUAUUUUGAAAUGUUUUGUUCAUAUUCUUGUUUUAUAAUUAAAAUUAGCAUUUUUUUUUGUUUUUCUUA